AUGAGUUUACACUGGAGAAUAUUUCAUGGAGUGAGGCAAAAAUCGCAAGUACCACUGCUGCAAGUGAUUGUAAAGAGUUAUAAUAAUACGUACAGGCAAUAUUCCACAGAGAAGAAAUAUACAUUUUCCCAAAAUGUACAUACACAGGAUUCUUAUAAAUCGUACGCAACAUAUGUUGCCAUUGCUGCAUCUGUUUUAGGUAUAUCGUACUAUACCUUCAAGUAUAAACAAAAUGUUUAUGCCCUCAAUGCAGCACAAAGUAUACAAUGUGGGCAAUUACGAAAGGACUUGUCGACCUAUACCCUGGAGGAAAUAGGAAAGCAUGACAGGAAAGAAAAUCGCAUUUGGGUCACUUUUAGACAAGGAGUGUACGACAUUACAGAAUUUGUAGAUAAACAUCCGGGUGGUCCCUCAAAGAUCUUAAUGGCAGCGGGAGGUUCGAUCGAUCCUUUUUGGUCGAUUUUUGCAAAUCAUAAUACCCCAGAAAUAUAUUCGUUGUUGGAAUCCAUGAGAAUAGGGAAUAUCUCGGAAGAGGAUGCCAGAUCCAAUACAAGUGAUUCGUACGACGCAUAUGCAAACGAACCUACCAGGCACAGGGCAUUAAUUGUUAACGGUCACAAGCCUUUCUGUGCAGAGCCGCCGUCUUCGAUGUUGGCUGAGAGUUUUCUUACACCAACCGAUCUUUUUUACGUCAGGAAUCACUUGCCUGUCCCCGAGAUAGAUCUGAAGAAUUAUGCAUUAGAAUUGGCAGUAGAAGAAACUACUAAAAAGACACUUGAUUUUGAGGCAAUAAGAAAAUAUAAAAGACAUACAAUAACAGCUGCUGUUAUGUGUGGUGGAAACAGACGUUCAGAUAUGUCGAAGAUAAAGAAACUAAAAGGGAUUAAUUGGAGUGUCGGUGCUGUUGGAAAUGCAACGUGGACGGGUGCAAGAUUAUGUGAUGUACUAAAGGAUUUAGGAAUUAAUGAAGAUGAAUUUGAGCAUGUACAGUUUGAGGGGUACGAUCUAGAUCCAUCUGGUACGCCGUACGGUGCAAGUAUCCCUAUCGCAAAAGCUAUCGAUCCGCGAGGAGACGUAAUAUUGGCAUAUGAGAUGAACGGUGAACCACUAAGCAAGGAUCAUGGAUUUCCAAUUAGAGUGAUCGUUCCUGGUGUCGUGGGUGCAAGAAACGUGAAAUGGCUCAGUAAAAUUUCUGUAUCAAGGCGAGAGAGUCAGUCGCAGUGGCAACAGGGUGACUACAAAGGCUUUUCACCGAGUACGGAUUGGGACAACGUCGACUUCAGUAAAUCACCCGCGAUACAAGAAAUGCCUGUAAUAUCAGCGAUUUGUGAACCACAAAGUGGAGAUGAGGUCCAAGUUAAGAAUGGAAAAAUACAAGUGAGAGGCUACGCAUGGUCUGGUGGUGGUCGGAAGACAAUACGCGUCGAUGUGACAAACGAUAAAGGCACGACUUGGCAUACGGCAAACCUGACCGAAGAUCCUCAGGCGAAGCAAGGUCGAUAUUGGAGUUGGACAUUGUGGAAUGUGGAACUUCCCGUUGCGAAAAACAGCGGCAAAACUGAGAUUUGGGCAAAAGCAGUUGAUUCUGCCUACAAUGUGCAGCCAGAGAGUUUCAGAAACAUCUAUAACCUCCGAGGAUUACUCUGCAACGCAUAUCACAAAGUUAUGAUUAAAUUAAAGCAAUAGGUCUUUCAAAA
Ooceraea biroi (clonal raider ant) is the source of this 1697-nucleotide messenger RNA. It is a transcript of the gene shop, whose product is annotated as sulfite oxidase. Gene Ontology annotation, molecular function: sulfite oxidase activity; molybdenum ion binding; heme binding. Gene Ontology annotation, cellular component: mitochondrion. Gene Ontology annotation, biological process: sulfur compound metabolic process. The record is from RefSeq and is a predicted model, not a curated record. Lineage: Eukaryota; Metazoa; Arthropoda; Insecta; Hymenoptera; Formicidae.